Messenger RNA from Phyllostomus hastatus (greater spear-nosed bat), 1598 nucleotides. RefSeq names its product regulator of hemoglobinization and erythroid cell expansion (gene RHEX). NCBI's taxonomy places the organism in Eukaryota, Metazoa, Chordata, Mammalia, Chiroptera, Phyllostomidae. Bases 218 to 727 code for a protein of 169 amino acids. Gene Ontology annotation, cellular component: plasma membrane. The record is from RefSeq and is a predicted model, not a curated record. The transcript has 6 exons.
GGGGGUUGGUGGGGAGAUAUGUUCCUCGGGACAUAGCUGAAACACAGGCUGGGAUCAGACCUUGCUCGUGGUCCGGGAAGUCUGGGUGGCCCUGCUAGUGCUACUACUUGGAAACGAGGUGCUGUGCCCAGGGUGGUUCCUCUCAAGUCUCUCCCUGCUGCCCCAGGAAGAGUUGAGCCCCAUUCACAACCCUUGGCUGCCCUGCAAGAAGUUCAUCAUGCUGACAGAAGACAUGAAGCUCUGGCAUGGCUUAGUGAUUGCAAUCGUGUCCUUUGUCCUGCAGGCCUGCUUCCUUGCAGCCAUCAACUACCUGCUCAGCAGGCACCUGGCCAAAAAGAAUGAACAGUUACUAAAGAGAGCCAGGCUCCAGGACCCCAGGCCCAGCCCUGCGCAGCACCACUCACCCGCUGCCCAGCACCACUCACCUGCAGCCCAGCACCACUCACCUGCUGCCCAGAAGAUGGAGACUCGGGCAGAGAGAAGCACCCAAGUGUCUGAGCCCCAUUGCGGAAAUGACGGUGACACGUCCUCAGAUAGCUCUGACACCUCCGACAGCUCCAGCAGCUCGACUCCCACCUGCCAGACCACCAAGGAUGUGAAUUACACACAAGUAGUCUUUUCAGCCACUGGAGGGCGAAAAAACAAAUCUGCACUGGAUUAUGAGAACAUAAAGGAAACAACGGAUUAUGUCAAUGUCGACCCAAGAAGUCACAAGCACAAUUUCUAGAGACCUGUGAACCCUGCUGUCUCCGAGCCAGGGGAGUACUCUGUGGUAGCCUUGUAAAUUCUAGGCUUUAAAAAAACUCUUACCUGAGGGUAUGUUUAUUGACAUUUAUUGAUUUUAGAGAGAAAGAAAGGAGGUGGAGAGAGAGAGAGAGAGACACUGACGUUGAUGUGAGAGGGAAGUGCUGAUCGGCUGCUCCCACACGCACCCUGAUCGGGGAUCUAGCCCACAGCCUUUUGCUGUGUGUGACGAUGUUCUAAACAACUGAGCCACUGGCCAGAACUAGGGUUUUCUUUUGUUUUGUUUUUAAAUGGAGUAAAGUUCUCUACAAAUUCUUGUACUCAAUUUGUAGGAGGUUUACUUUUUGUUUUUUAACAAGGCAUAGGAAAAAAAUAGGUUUGCAUGUCAGCAAGAAAGAUUUGGAUGAAAUGUUAGAAAGAACUCAGGGAUAAGUAUGAAAACAUCAGAACAUAUUAGUAGAUAAAAUGGUGACAUCUCCAUAGAAAUUUUUUAAAAAAUAUUUUAAUCAGCUAUAGUAGAGUCCUGUUUGGCAAUCUUACAAUUAAAUUACUCUUUGAGCUCUCUGAUUAUCGGCAAUAAAUAACUUCCUUAAAAGUUUUAAAUAACAUAGUAAUCAUUGGUUUCUCUUUUCCUCUUGCCCAACCCGGCCUGUGUCUGCUGAGGAACCUGCUUUGCCCUCAGAACUUUAAACGGUCCCACUAGCUUGGAAAGCCCACUGUCACUCGGCUUUCGGAUUUGCUGUUUCUCGUGAACAAGAGCUGGCUAAUAGAGUCUGGUAAACACCGACCAGCAUCACAAUCUGUUAUUACAAGAAAAAUCUUUCCAAGUUUAAUCCAAUAAAAUUCAACAUCUA